Molecule: messenger RNA, 525 nt
Organism: Klebsormidium nitens
Lineage: Eukaryota; Viridiplantae; Streptophyta; Klebsormidiophyceae; Klebsormidiales; Klebsormidiaceae
Source: the annotation of a GenBank genome assembly
AUGGCGAGAGUGAAGACAGCGACGAGGCCGAAAGUGAAGUCAGCGACGAAGCCGAAAGCGAAGCGCGCGACGACCGGCAGGAAGGCGCCCAAGGCUCCGGCAUCGAGCUACAGGGCGAACUCCGUAGUCAGAGGGCUGGACGGCAGGAGCUGGGUGGUGAAGAAGCGGGAGGACGGCGCCAAGGCCUGGUACCGCCACGGGACCGCACCGACCCGCAUCUCCUCGAAGGGGCGCAACGCGCCUCCGUACCCCGCGACCAGGUUCCCCAUCGGGACGCAGAAGAGGGGCGGCAACGGCUGCAUGUACGGCGUACACAAGUUCCGCAAGGUCCCCCGGUGGACCAUGCUCACCGGCGGCCCCAAGUGCGGCAAGUGGUCUCCGAACAGAAGGCAGGCUCCCGGGGCCAGCGCCAAGGCCGUUGCGGUCGGCACCGUCGCGACGGGACGGAACGGCCAUAAAUGGAAGGUCGUCAAGAACGUCAACGGCGAGAAGUCGUGGCGCCAGCUCCCCAAGUUCGGCGCGUAG